Molecule: messenger RNA, 1116 nt
Organism: Plasmodium berghei ANKA
Lineage: Eukaryota; Apicomplexa; Aconoidasida; Haemosporida; Plasmodiidae
Product: conserved Plasmodium protein, unknown function
Exons: 1
Coding region: 1-1116 (371 amino acids)
Source: RefSeq, a predicted model, not a curated record
AUGCGAAAGAUGCCCACAUUCAGGGAAAAGAACAUUAGCAAAUUUAGUAACGAUAAAAUAUAUUUUAUAGAUGAAUGCAUAGACAAGAGAGAUAAUAAUAAUAUGCAAAAUGUGAGCGAAGCGAUAGAAAAAAAAAUGGAUACAAAACUCAAAGAAAAACAAUAUAUAUUUAAUCAAAUAAACGAGUUAACGAAUUAUGGAAAGCAUAUUUCAAAAACAUACAAAAAAAGAGCUUAUACUUUAGGAGCAAUCGAUGGGAUAGGAUCAAUAAGUAUAUUAAAUGCCCCUUUAAUAAAUCCAGAAAAUGCAAAAGUUGAUCCCCCUAUUUUACAAUUACCCUCAACAACAAAUCUUAUAAAAAAUGUUCAUGUAAAAGCUAAUAAUGAAAAAAAUAUCGACAAGGCAUAUAAAUAUCGAGACCAAAAUAGUAAUAAGGAUAUUAUAAGAAACAUGAAACCAUUAUAUUCAAUACCUGAAUAUGUUAUGAAUUCAUAUACGUAUGACAAUGAUAUGGAUAAAAAAGGAAAUGAAAAUAUUUCAAAUGAUGAAAGUAAAUGUCUAUUCCAAAAUGAGUACCAUGAUUCAGAAAAAAAAUUAGUAAAAACACAUAUAAAUAGUGAGUUGAGAAAGAAUGUAGAUAAUCAAAAUAGUAAUAUAAACAUAAACGAAUCAGUAUGUUUUGAAAAAGGGAUAAUAGUUAAUAACAUAGAAAACCCUAUUAAAUAUAAAGAGAACAAAAUAAAUUGUGUAUCAAAUAACAAUCUUGAAAAUAUGGAAGAAAAAAAUAAUGGAAUGGCAAUGAAUAACGAUAAUAGAAACACCAAAAAUAAUAGCAAUAAUACAAAUUGCUCAAAGGGGGAUCGGUUAAUGUACUCAAAAACUAUUUUAGUGAAAAAUGAUGAUAAUGAUAAUAAAAAAUAUUCAUAUGAAAAUGGAAAUUUUAUGAAAAAUAAAUAUACACAUGAAUAUACUCAUGUUGUAAAAAAUAACGUUAAUAACCAUAAUGAAAAAUUAAAUCAAGAUGAGGAUAAGAUCGAGUUUUGUAAGUUAAACCAAAUAAUGUCACAGACUUUAACAAAAACGCUCGAAGUUCUAGCCAAUGAGCGAUUUUCCUAA